CUUGUGAAAUAUUUGUAUAGCAUUAUGUUAAAAGUACACUUUGUGUUAAAAGCACUUCUUUGUGACAAAUAGCGAUACUUUCAAUCAAAUGGCAAUAGUGGCAAGUUAAUAGUGGUAGUUCCUAAGUUUUCGCAUUAAAAAAUUGCACAGUAUAUAGAUGUACAAGGACAUGCUAUUCUUAAUCUAUGACUACCUAUAGAAGACAAAAAUAAAUAUUAUAAAUAGCGGGAGUUUUGACUUUUAAUUAGUUGAUUAGCGCAUCGAUUUUAACAUUCAUCGGGGUGUUUGAUUGAUUUAUUAUUUCAAAACACAAUGCAAGAAGAUAAAAAUGCAAUUUUCCAAAUGCGAUUCCCACAAAAAUUGUGGUAUUUGUUAAACAUGCGUACAGAUGCUAUACUAUGGGGUGGAACAGGACGAACUAUCUUACUAAAUUAUCGAAUCCUCCACAAUUAUCUUCAAUGUGAUUAUUCCAUUUUUAAAACAACAAAUAUAUCUAGUUUCGUGCGGCAAUUGAAUUUAUAUGGUUUUCGUAAAGUUACCUCACACUUGCAAGAUCCAUUAUGCAACUCAAGUAAUCCCUAUAUGCAUGAGUAUGUUCAUGAUUAUUUCCAGUAUGGAAGACCAGAAAUGCUGAAUAAAAUAACAAGAAAAGCUUUAGCGAUGAAAAAAAACUUCAAACCAAAGUCUUUCUACGGGGGAACAGAACAAAUGCUUUAUCUUACUCCUCUUCAAAAAGCUCGACGCGCCUUCCGGGAGGCACUAAAAAAAGCAGCUCAAGAAAUGUGUAUGCAAAAUUCUCCAGGACAAUUUUGUAAUAUCAGGUUUGAAUCUGAAGAUGGUCAAGAGGACUACUGUGAAGAUGAAGAAAAUAUGGAAUUUGAUUGGUUUAUUAUGAAAAAUGCCCAUAAAAAUCCAGAAGAUUCCCCUCAAUCAGCAACUGGUGAUAGUAAUGACAAUUUAAUCAGCAAUGAGACCUAUGAAAAUUCAUCACAAGAGAGUUUGAUGCAAUUUGAAGACGAAUCCUGUCAACAGAACAAUGAUAUAUUCCCAGUUAAGUUUUUGAGUAUGCCAGAACUAGAUUCUGAACCGGUUGAGGCAAACACAAAUGUGGAAUUGUUAGCAGGGUUUGAUAUUGAAGGUGAUAAUCAACAAAAUAUAGUAACAAAAAUUGUGGACUACAAAAAGGAUGAACAUAAUUCAUUAAAUUGUGUACUACCAUCCAUAAGUAAUGACCCAAAUGAUGUAACUAUGACUUCAAUGACAGAGAAAAAAAAUGAUGAUUCAAAUCACUAUCACGGUGAAUGGGACCAGAUGUUCAAUGAUAUAAUUACUUGUAAAGGCCCCAACCAAGAAUGUGGCUCUGAAUUGAAAGAACUAUAUUCCCAAAUUUCAAGAACAAUAGAUUUACUUAAUUCUUAGUUCAUUAGAUAAUUUUAUUUCUGUUUCCAGCAAUAAAACAAUUUAAUUAUUUGAAAUGUAUUCCUUAACAUACCAUGUUAAAAGAGAGAACUGAAAUUAUAAUAUAUAAUUAAUAUUA
Galleria mellonella (greater wax moth) is the source of this 1537-nucleotide messenger RNA. Its product is annotated as heat shock transcription factor, X-linked member 4-like. The transcript has 6 exons. The record is from RefSeq and is a predicted model, not a curated record. NCBI's taxonomy places the organism in Eukaryota, Metazoa, Arthropoda, Insecta, Lepidoptera, Pyralidae. Gene Ontology annotation, molecular function: sequence-specific DNA binding; DNA-binding transcription factor activity. Gene Ontology annotation, biological process: regulation of DNA-templated transcription. The coding region runs from base 313 to 1419 and encodes 368 amino acids.